AUCAGAGCUCAGACUAGUUUCAGUUAUAAGGAAGAGAAACUCACACAGUCACUGACACUGAGAGGAGAAAUGCCACACAAAGGAGUUCAGCUGGACCGAGAAAACUUCCCUUGUUCCAUCUGUUUGGAUCUACUGAAGGAUCCGGUGACUAUUCCCUGUGGACACAGCUACUGCAUGAACUGUAUUAAAACCCACUUUGAUGAGGAGGACUGGAAGGGAACCCACAGCUGCCCUCAGUGCAGGAAGACUUUCAUACUGAGGCCUGUCCUGGAAAAAAAUGUUAUUUUAGCAGCUUUAGUGGAGGAGCUGAAGAAGACUGGACUCCAAGCUGCUCCAGCUGAUCACUGCAAUACUGGACCUGAAGAUGUGGCCUGUGAUGUCUGCACUAGGAGGAAGCGAAAAGCCAUCAAGUCAUGUUUAUUCUGUUUAGUUUCUUAUUGUGAGAAACACCUCCAACAUCACUAUGAUUCACCUUCAUUAAAGAAACACAAGCUGGUGGCCCCCUCCAAGAAGCUCCAGGAGAACAUCUGCUCUCGUCAUGAUGAGGUGAUGAAGAUUUUCUGUCGUACUGAUCAGCAGAGUAUCUGUUAUCUCUGCACAGUGGAUGAACAUAAAGGCCAUGAAACAGUCCCAGCUGCAGCAGAAAGGACUGAGAAGCAGAAGGAGCUCGAGGUGAGACGACUAAACAUCCAGCAGAGAAUCCAGGAGCGAGAGAAAGAUGUGAAGCUGCUUCAACAGGAGGUGGAGGCCAUCAAUGGCUCUGCUGAUAAAGCAGUGGAGGACAGUGAGAAGAUGUUCACUGAGCUGAUCCGUCUCAUCCAGAAAAGAAGCUCUGAUGUGAAGCAGCAGGUCAGAUCCCAGCAGGAAACUGAAGUGAGUCGAGUCAAAGAGCUUCAGGAGAAGCUGGAGCAGGAGAUCGCUGAGCUGAAGAGGAAAGACGGCCAGCUGGAGCAGCUCUCACACACAGAGGAUCACACCCUUUUUCUACACAACUACCCCUCACUGUCAGCACUCAGUGAGUCUACACACUCAUCCAGCAUCAAUAUUCGUCCUCUGAGGUACUUUGAGGAUGUGACAGCAGCUGUGUCAAAGACCAGAGAUAAACUACAGGACAUUCUGAGAGAGGAAUGGACAAACAUCUCACUGACAGUCACUGAAGUGGAUGUUUUACUGUCACCACCAGAGCCAAAGACCAGAGCUGGAUUCUUAAAAUAUUCACAUGAAAUCACACUGGAUCCAAACACAGCACACAAAUAUCUGUUAUUAACCAAGAGCAACAGAAAAGUAAAAGUAAUGAAAGAACAACAAUCUUUCUCUGAUCAUCCAGAUAGAUUCACUGUAUGGUACCAGGUGUUGAGUAGAGAGAGUCUGACUGAACGUUGUUACUGGGAGGUGGAGUGGAGAGGUGUAGGCGUUCGUGUAGCAGUCACAUACAAGAAUAUCAGCAGAGCUAGUUGGGGUAAAGAACGUUUAUUUGGAAACAAUGACAAAUCUUGGGUAUUACAUUGUGACACUAACAGUUACACAUUUUUUCACAACAAAGUCCAAACUGUCCUCUCAGGUCCUCAGUCCUCCAGAGUAGGAGUGUACCUGGAUCACAGAGCAGGUAUUCUGUCUUUCUACAGCGUCUCUGAAACCAUGACUCUCCUCCACAGAGUCCAGACCACAUUCACUCAGCCGCUCUAUGCUGGAUUUCGGUUUUGGUUAGAUGGAGACACUGCAGAGUUGAUUAAAGCAAAAUAGAGAAGACAGGUUCAUGUUGAUCCCUGACCAUUAUAUGUACUUUUGUAGUUUCUAAAUGAGGCUUUACAUUUUAGAAGCUGAGAAGUUCAGUGGUCCAUUGAUGUGUGAAAAUAAUAUUGCACUGAUUCAAACUGUACUUACAUUUAUAUACCUUACAUCAAUAUAAAUCUGAAUUUGUUCUUAUGGCUGAUAAUCAUGUGAGUUUAAAUGAUACUACUCUUCAUAUUCAGCAUGUUUGAAAUCUUUCAUCAGUCUGGUUAGUGGUUUUAUUCUGUAGUUGCUGUAGUGGGUUGUCAAAUGCAACAAUAUAUUGGAGCUGCAGUGAUUCAUCAGUUUGUCAAUAUUUAGAGAAUUGAUUGUUUUAUAAUGAUUUUAGUCACAUUUAAAGCUGGUUCCAGUUUCUGAAAUGUGAAGAUUGUUGAUUUCCUUGAUCAUAUCUGACGGUAAACAUAAUGUCUUUGAGGUUUUAAAUGUUCAAAUGUAGUAAGAUUUGAAUCCUUGAGGUUUUUGAUAUUGCAUUAUUAUUGUGUCUAGAGUGAUGUCAUUUAAUGUCAUUUUUAGGGAUGUAAAGUUUGAUCACACUCGAUCAUUUAUACAUUGAAAUAUAAACACUAAAUGAUACAGGCCUGUAUAUUGUGGAGGAUAGGCAUCUUUCAUUGCCCUGAGCUGUGUCUGGCAGGCAGAGCGUCUCCACACCACAAAUCUGAUGUUUCUGAUUUGAAGAAAAUGAGCUGAGGGAGACACCUGGUGGACAAACACAGACAUGACAGGAAGAAAGACUAAAAUGCAGAGGCAACAAACAGCUGGAAAUACUUGUUGGAAAGGAUCUCAUCCUUCAGUAAAACACACAGCACACACUCUAACAGUCCUUUAUUUGCACUGAAGGAAACACGUGAAGAAACCAAAUCACACAAUAAUGAAGUGAACACAUUUAUAGCCAGUGUUCAAGAUGAUGGAUAGAAAUGAAAAUCAUGGAGCAUUUAUGCAUUUUUAGGUCUGUGACUUACAGCAGAAGCAGCAUUUACAUGAAUUCACCAACUGUUUAUUUCUUUGUUAUUCUGAUUAAAAUGUCAAAUAAAUAUAUUUUCCACUUUUGUGGCAGGAAUUUCUCGGUCCUGCAUUUCGAGAAAUCUGCUGUUAAAUCAGAACAUUAACAGACUUCAGAUUGUAUUCAAAGACAUGUUACUUUGUAUCAUCUGUCACCAGGCAUGUGUUAACAGGGACUAUCAGACAGUUUAGUGGCAAGGAGAAAUAUUAAUCGGAUUGAAAUCCACAAUUCCCAAAAAACAGGUUAUGUAUACAGUUAAUGAAACUAAAAGAAAUAAAUUAUUUAUCCCUGCUCGAACACUCGAUGUUUGUCAUACUUUUUUGUCAUUUUGUUUUACUUUUGUGACUCCUGGUUUUCGGCUGAUUCAAAGAGGAAAACAAGAUUAACAGAUUAUCAGAUUAAUACGGUGGCUGGGAAGUGCAAAUCGCAACAAAUUAAAAAUCCGCAACAAAUUAAAAAUCCUUGACGGAAAGGGAUUGUCUGAAAUACCGGAAGUGACACAACGAUUAGGCUUACUCCAUAUUUGUAGCACAGAAAAGUGAUUUGUAGUCAGCUAAACACGGGAUGUCAACAAACGUCGAGAAACUCACUCCUCACAGCGCUUCCUUAUUACCCUGACGGUGCUCGCUGCACUACAUAGAGAACCUGAAAAUGUUUUGCCCGUUUUGUGGCGUAGCUUCAGCCUCUUCACCCCUUUUUGUGCUUCCUGUGGACGGUCUCUGGAGCUUUUGCGGGACACAGACCAGGCUGAAGGAUCAGACAACCUACAGUACUGCAUUCAAUAUUUCAACGAAGGUCACUCAUAUAGUGUUAUCGUGGACAUGAUGUUAAGUUUGCAUGGUGUAAAGAUGAGUUUAAGGAGUCUUAAAAGUAAACUCAAUAAUGCUGGACUUUACCGAAGAAAACAUUUUCACUCCAGAACAACGAUCAUUAACGCAAUCAGAGCGGAGCUUCAAGGACCUGGGCGAUUGUUUGGGUAUCGAACAAUGUGGCAGGUACUUAAACAAAAGCAUCAUCUUAAAGUGAAGAGGGAUGAUGUGAUGAAAAUACUCCGGGAGCUUAAUCCUCAUGGAUGCCAGAUGAGAACACGCAGAAGAUUCAUUAGGAGAACCUAUCAUUCGCUGGGACCCAACUACAUGUGGCAUGCUGAUGGUUAUGACAAGCUCAAACCAUUCGGUUUGGCCAUUUCAGGGUGCACUGAUGGAUUUUCACGCAAGGUUUUGUGGCUAGAAUGUGGACCAACCAAUAAUAAUCCAGCGUGAAUACUGGUGCCAAAAUUGUCCAGAAUUCUUUGUAGAAUUCUGCAGGGUAGCCGUCUGGACCUGGAGCCUUAUUAUUGGGCAUACUUAUCAGGGCUUCCUGGAGUUCACCUGGCGUCAGUGGCGAAUCCACUUGCUUGACUGUCUAGUAAUUUUGGAAGAGUUACGUUGUCAAGAAACUGAUAAAUUUCAUUUUUAGACGGGUUUAUUUGUGGUUGUCAAA
Oreochromis aureus is the source of this 4273-nucleotide messenger RNA. Its product is annotated as tripartite motif-containing protein 16-like. The record is from RefSeq and is a predicted model, not a curated record. Gene Ontology annotation, molecular function: zinc ion binding; protein binding. NCBI's taxonomy places the organism in Eukaryota, Metazoa, Chordata, Actinopteri, Cichliformes, Cichlidae. The transcript has a single exon. Bases 70 to 1743 code for a protein of 557 amino acids.